Alosa alosa (allis shad) is the source of this 3404-nucleotide messenger RNA. It is a transcript of the gene cnksr3, whose product is annotated as cnksr family member 3. The transcript has 13 exons. Gene Ontology annotation, molecular function: protein binding. Gene Ontology annotation, cellular component: cytoplasm; membrane. The record is from RefSeq and is a predicted model, not a curated record. Lineage: Eukaryota; Metazoa; Chordata; Actinopteri; Clupeiformes; Clupeidae. Gene Ontology annotation, biological process: regulation of signal transduction. The coding region runs from base 243 to 1901 and encodes 552 amino acids.
ACGAGUGGGAGGCUGACCCAAAACUGUAAUCUGAUCCGCCCGCCCCCUCCACUGUUUGCUCUCUAAACUCAUCGUAGCAAAUCAUGCGUACAGUCUGAAUCUAGGCAUCAACGCCAGAGCGUGUUUCAGGUUGUCAGUGGCACCAGACCACUGUUCGGUAGCAAUGAGAUAACCUACGGUAGAUCUGAACUCCAGACUCUCUUUUAAAACUUCUUAGUUAUAAUACUGCACAGUCAAAAGCGAUGGAACCUGUAACAAAGUGGUCUCCAACACAAGUUGUCGACUGGAUGAGAGGGUUGGAUGACGGUCUUCAGCAGUACGUGCAGAACUUUGAGCGAGAGAAGAUGGACGGCGAGCAACUGCUGAAGGUGUCCCAUCAGGACCUGGAGGAGCUGGGCGUGACGCGCAUCGGCCACCAGGAGCUCUUUCUGGAGGCCGUGGACCUGCUCUGUGCCUUAAAUUAUGGGGUGGAGACGGAUAAUCUGAAGAUGCUGGUGGGGAGGAUGCGUGCGGCGUCCAACAACCUGCACAACCUGGCGUCCGAGCGGAGGAGGAGCCCGGCGUACGAUGGCAGCACGGCGCGCAAGCCGCCCAACGAGUUCCUCACUGCUGUCGUGGAGCUCAUCGGCGCUGCCAAAAACCUGCUGGCGUGGCUCGACCGGACACCACUCACAGGCAUCAGUGACUUCACAGCCACCAAAAACCGAAUCAUCCAGCUUUGUCUUGAGCUCACCACCACUGUCCAAAAGGACUGCACCGUUUACGAGAUGGAGGAGAAGAUUCUGGAAGCGUCCCGUCUCCUGACCAGCGUCUGUGACCAGACCAUGAGAACAACCUCUGACCCUCUGAUGAAUCACAUGACCUGUCUAGAAGAGGUCACCAUCACCAACAUCAAACCUGGAGAAGGACUGGGCAUGUACAUCAAAUCCACAUAUGAUGGGCUCCACGUCAUCACAGGCACCACAGAGCAUUCUCCUGCAGAUCGAACGAAGAGGAUCCACGCUGGAGAUGAGGUCAUCCAGGUCAACAGGCAGACAGUGGUGGGCUGGCAGCUGAAGAACCUGGUGUCCAAGCUGAGGGAGAACCCUGUGAGUGUGGUUCUCAUGGUGAAGAAGAGGCCCUCGGGCACCUGCAGCUUCACCCCCGCCCCCCUGAAGAACAUGCGCUGGAGGCCACCUGCUUCACAGAACCUACCCUGCCCACACACCUCUCAGGCCCCAAACAGUUCAGCGGAGUCCCCAAUGAAGAAGGAGAAGCCAGCCAUUUUGGACCUGUACAUUCCGCCUCCUCCCAUGGUUCCAUAUACCCCACGGGAUGCCAAACCAGUGGUGUGCACCGGCGUCAAACUAAGGCCAAAGCGCUCGCAGUCGCCCAACUCAUGCCUUGACCAUGAGGGCCGGCGGCGGUUCACCAUCGCCGACUAUAACAGCAAGCCUGCGCCCAGCCCCAUGGAGCUUCCCAUGCCCCAGGCCCGCAUGAGGCAGCGGACGUCCUCCAGAGGGAAGCCUCGGCCGGUGUCCAUGCCUGUAGACACUUGCCUGGGUCUGUCUGACUCGCCCUCCAGGCUGUGGCCCCAGGGCAGGACAGGUGAGAGCCCUGUGCACCGGUACCUUAGCAACGAGCGCAUCCCCACCAUCUCGGAGGAGGCGCCAUGCUUCCCGCUGCCCUACCGGCCGGCGGCGCGCGAGCGUCAGCUGACGCGUGGCGUGGACCACAUCCGCGGCAGCCAGUGCUUCAUCAACGCCGACCUGCACAACAGCGCCACCAUCCCCUACCAGGAGGCGUUGGCCAAGAAGGCGCCCAAGCAGAAGCCCGCGCCGUCGCCGUCGUCAUCAUCGUCGUCCGGCGAGCCCUCACUGCUGAGCAGCUGGAUCGCCCGGCUCAAGCUGCUGACACACUGAUUACGCGGGUGUGGGAGAGCAAAUGACCGAGAGAGAGGGAGAGGGAGGGAGUGUGUGUGUGUGUGUGUGUGUGUGUGUGUGUGUGUGCGUGCGCACGCAUGCGUAUGUGAACAAGUCUCUAUGCGUAUGACUGAUUCCCACAGCUGCUGCGUGUGUGUCCAUGUGUAUGUGUGUGUGAGUGUGGACUGUAACAAACUCUACUACGUGAGUUUGUUGGUGUGUGUUGAGGCCACAUCGCCAGUGCCUUUGAUCCGCCUCUCACUUCCCUGAGUGAUCUGGAGUGUUAGUUCAGGAUGUUCAUGGAAUCUUGAACCUGUCAGCCUUGUUUGAAAUCCCAGCACCCAAAGACUAUCUGGUGCAAACCUCAAUUUGCUGCUUUAUAAAAAAUAACGAUCCAUAUGGAAACAGGACUUGUUGCUUUACAUAUGUUUCAUGUUCCAUUUUAAUUCAUCAAUGUGUGAAUCUUAUGAAGCUAUGUUGUUGUUUCUUCUAAGUUACAACUAUUUUUAGUGUAUAGCUGAAUAUACACUGUUUGUUGGAAAACAGUGAAUGUCAUAUGAUGUUCAGCUCAGGUCUAGGAAACAUUUCCAUGUAUGUUUUGUCGGUAGAAGUCAUUAGGUAGCUCACUUGUGUAUAACUUAAGUUAUUUAAUUGGUCAUAAGCAUUUUUAUGUGUAUAGAUUUUUCAUUUUGGCAUUAUUGAAUAAUUUGUUUGUAAAAUCCUUGUUCACUUUUUACAUCUUGCAAAUGCUACUUUUACAUGAUAUCUUUGCUUGAUAUUUUCUGUUACACUUGGUUGGAAAGAGAAUAGAUCUUUGUGAUGCUAAUAACAUACAACUCUUAUUUACAAAAAAAUAUAUUUUAUCAAGGGCAUUGUUAUAGUGUGAUAAUUCAGUGUCCACUGUGUUAUCAGUAUUUCUCAGUGUGUGUGUGUGUGUGUGUGUGUGUGUGUUUGCAAGUAUGUCAGUGUGAAAGAUUGAGACAAACACUGACAAAAAUGUAUAACAUUACAAAGAGUAUGCAAUUGCUGUAUGCUUAAUUAAAACUCAGGCUGUGGGCCUUCGUUGAAGCCCUGAGACAUCCAAAUCAACACUAUUGGUGCACCACUGCUUCAUACCAUCAUCAUCAUAUAGAUUAUAUACCACAUACAUCACAUAACGUAAAUGCUACUAUUUACAAGCAUUACCACCUGGAGAACCACAGGAGGAGGAACACACUUAACUUAAAUACUUAAAAUCAUUCACUUGGACAUCAUUGAUGCAGAACAAAUUCAGUUUUGCUGCUAAUAAAUGGUGUAAUUGUAUGUGGUGUAAUAGAGAGCUCUAUGCAAGACAAAACCAUUCUAAUCGCUACAGGAGCACGUUUUAAGGCUUCAUAAGCUUAAUGUGUAAUGUUUAAAACUUUACUAUUUUGAACACAGGAUUUGUUUGCUACGGUUAUGUAAAUGUUUUGUUGAUAUGUGAUCAUCUCAACAAUAUUUUAUUAAAGUUGCAAUUAACUGUAA